Messenger RNA from Danio rerio (zebrafish), 1392 nucleotides. RefSeq names its product ring finger protein 34b (gene rnf34b). Gene Ontology annotation, cellular component: plasma membrane; cytosol; nuclear speck. Gene Ontology annotation, molecular function: ubiquitin protein ligase activity. NCBI's taxonomy places the organism in Eukaryota, Metazoa, Chordata, Actinopteri, Cypriniformes, Danionidae. The record is from RefSeq and is marked predicted.
GACAGAAAGAGAAGACGUAAUGGAGUGCUCCUGAGCGUCCUUGCCAUGAAAAUCACUUUAAUAUUCGACAGUUUUCACAGACGGGAGUUGCAAUGAAGGAUGCAUGUAUGCUCACUUCAGCUCAUCGAUUGUCCUCCUCUUGAACAGAAGAUGCUUUCUUUCGAGAUCACGCCAUGUUCAGUCACAGGCACUGAUGAAAGCUGCCGGCGGGGGCCUCCUCCAUGUGGGCAUCAUGUUGCGGGCUGCUGAACGAGGUCAUGGGCACUGGGGCUGUCCGCACUCAGCAGCCGGGCUUCGGAGCCGGAGCGGGACCGUUUCGAUUCGCCCCGAGCGCUGGAUACUCCACAUACCCACCCAGCAGCACCACCUCAGGAAGCGCAGGCCUGGCGUGCAAAGCCUGCGGACUGGCCUUUUCUGUGUUCAGACGGAAGCACGUCUGCUCCGACUGCAAGAAGAGCUUCUGCUCGCUGUGUUCGGUGCUGCAGGAGAAUCUGCGGCGCUGCUCCACCUGCCACCUGCUGUGGGGAACGGCCUUCCAGCGGCCCCGGCUCAUGCGGCUGCGCGUCAGAGACCUGCGGCAGUACCUGACGCUGCGCAACAUCAACACCGACACCUGCAGGGAGAAGGAGGACCUGGUGGACCUGGUGCUCUGCCAUCUGGGCGCUGAGCUGGAGCUGGGGGAGGACGAGGAGGAAGAGGAGGAGGAGGAAGAGGAAGCGGAUACGGACAGUCUGCCGUCACUCCCGCGCUCGCUCUCCACGCCGCCGGCCUCUGCAGCGCGCUCGUCCUCCCAGCAGUCGGCGCUGUCUGCGGCCGCGUCUCAGGGAGAAGCUCUCAGCCGCAGCGAUAGCUCAGGGACAAACAAUCAGGAUCAUGGAGAUGCUGCGUCAGUUUCCCUCCUCAACCUGGAGUCUCAUGACGACAUGCUGGAGGCGAGUCCAGCGACACAGCGGCGCGCUCGAGCCUCGCUCUCGGAUCUGGCCCACGAGGACGACAUUGAGAGCCUCACAGUGCGGCAGCUCAAGGAGAUUCUCGCACGGAACUUCGUCAACUUUUCCGGCUGCUGUGAGAAGUGGGAACUGGUGGAGCGAGUCCAUCGCCUGUACAGAGAGAACCAGCUCAACAGAAGAUCCAUGGAAAAUGUAAGCAACAGUCUUGCUGCAGAUGGUGUGCAAGUGGCUCAGCUGGGCGGCGCUGAUGAGAACCUGUGCCGGAUCUGCAUGGACGCCGUGAUCGACUGCGUUCUGCUGGAGUGCGGGCACAUGGUGACCUGCACCAAAUGCGGAAAGAGGAUGAGCGAGUGCCCCAUCUGCAGACAGUAUGUGGUGCGCGCCGUGCACGUCUUCAAGUCUUAACGCCAGCUUCACUUCCCACUGGAACAAAAAAAAAAAA